Messenger RNA from Bolinopsis microptera, 1441 nucleotides. RefSeq lists its product as uncharacterized. The record is from RefSeq and is a predicted model, not a curated record. NCBI's taxonomy places the organism in Eukaryota, Metazoa, Ctenophora, Tentaculata, Lobata, Bolinopsidae. The transcript has 5 exons. Gene Ontology annotation, cellular component: mitochondrial membrane. Gene Ontology annotation, molecular function: 2 iron, 2 sulfur cluster binding; electron transfer activity. Bases 17 to 835 code for a protein of 272 amino acids. Gene Ontology annotation, biological process: aerobic respiration; respiratory electron transport chain; tricarboxylic acid cycle.
GAUUCUAGUCUAGUGUAUGUCUAGUAUGGCAUCAUUACGACCAACUUCCACCAUCGCACGUUUGGCAAACACCCUGUCAAGAUGUAAGUCAGCAGCUGCUGCAGCGCCUGCACUGGCGCCCCGCGAGAAGACCUUCCAGAUCUACAGAUGGGACCCAGAAAAGCCAGGAGACAAGCCUCAUAUGGACACUUACAAGUUGAACCUGAAUGAAUGCGGCCCUAUGGUACUGGACGCUCUGAUGAAGAUAAAGAACGAGCAGGACCCAACCCUGACCUUCAGAAGAUCGUGUAGAGAGGGGAUAUGUGGAUCUUGUAGUAUGAACAUUGGUGGCACCAACACUCUCGCCUGUAUCAGUCGAAUAGACCCUGACACAGAGAAAGCUAUCAAGAUCUACCCACUUCCCCACAUGUACGUGGUGAAGGACCUGGUACCCGACAUGACUCACUUCUUCGAGCAGUACGCCAGUGUGCAGCCUUGGUUACAGCAGGACGAGGAGAUUGACUACGGAGCAAAGCAGAUCUAUCAGUCUGUGGAUGACAGGAAGAAGCUCGACGGACUGUAUGAGUGCAUCCUGUGUGCUUGCUGCUCGACAUCCUGCCCUUCUUACUGGUGGAACAGUGACAAGUACCUAGGACCUGCAGUGUUGCUCCAGAGUUACAGAUGGCUAGCCGACAGCCGUGAUCACAAGACCAAGGAACGACUUGAAAAGCUGGCUGAUCCAUUCUCCGUGUACAGAUGCCACACUAUCAUGAACUGCACUAAGACUUGCCCAAAGGGUCUCAACCCAGGCAAAGCCAUCGCAGAAAUCAAGAAACUCAUGGCCAAGAACUUAUAGGCAGUGACCCUCGCCCUAUAGCUGAAGAGAACAUCUUUACUUGAACUGUGCUAGUGACCCCAAAAAGUAUUGUGGAUUUAAAUUAGAAUAGUGCUACAACGUUGACCCUGUUGGCCUUUCAUAACCCAAAUGUGUUAUCAUCGGUAGAUAAAUUUGGCGGUAGAUAGAUGGAUCAAAAAGGCUGUAGAAAAGUGCGAUCUAUGAUCACUAUUAGUUAAUAGUUUAGAGUUCCUUCCGGUAUAGGUAAUUUUAAGUUAACAAUUUAACCUACACAACUUACAAGUGAAUUCCCGUGAUAAUAGAUAGCACUUUAAUAUCCUUUUCAAUCCAUCCAUCCAACACCCGAGAAUCUGCUGAUGAUAUCACAAAUGGGUAAAAUUGGAAUUUAUUUUGUAUUUAUUGACAAUUUUUAAUUGGGAUAGAUUAUUGAAUGGCUGAUUAUGUGACCCUUUCAUAAUGGCGUGCUGCCAACUGCAUGCAAGCAUUUGUUAAUCCACCAUCUAGCUAGGAUUGUAAGAUAUGAGGUAUUCGACUUUUGUUCAGUAAAAUAACAUAAUACUAAUAGUGUAAAUUUGAUAAAUCAAUUGAACUUUAACAUUUCCCUAA